UUUUGAUCCUGUCAAUGUCAUUCCCUCAUCUCAUCGCAUCUGAAUAUAUCUCAUGCAGAAAAAGAAGACCGUGCGUUGAAAUCUAGCAAGGACGAGAUCCAAGCAACUUUGUUUUCCUUGCCAGAAUUUGCGCUCUUCUUACUAUCAUCAAGAUACUAAAUGGAAUAUCGAUGGACGAAUGGUAGGCAGGAAACCGGUGGCCGUGACAGAAGGCAAUCUAAAAGGGAACAGGCAUAUCAGGACUCUCUUAUUGAGGAUUUGUCAGAGGAUUUUAGUUUGCCAAUCAACCACAGGCCAACAGAAAAUGUUGAUCUGGAUAACGUGGAGCAAGCAUCUUUGGACACACAGAUAACAUCAUCUAAUAUUGGCUUUAAGCUCCUCCAAAAGAUGGGAUGGAAAGGAAAGGGUCUUGGGAAGGAUGAACAAGGAAUCAUUGAGCCAAUAAAAUCUGGAAUUAGAGAUCCAAGACUGGGGGUUGGCAAGCAAGAAGAAGACGAUUUCUUUACCGCAGAAGAAAAUAUCCAGCGAAAAAAACUGGAUGUUGAGUUGGAGGAGACAGAGGAACAUGUGAAGAAGCGGGAGGUCUUAGCUGAACGUGAACAAAAAAUUCAAACUGAAGUGAAAGAAAUCCGAAAGGUGUUCUAUUGUGAUCUCUGCAACAAGCAAUACAAAUUGGCAAUGGAAUUUGAAGCACACUUGAGCUCUUAUGAUCACAAUCACAGAAAGCGUUUCAAACAAAUGAAGGAAAUGCAUGGUGGUAGUAGUCGGGAUGAUAGGCAAAAGCGAGAACAGCUGCGUCAAGAGAGAGAAAUGGCAAAGUUUGCUCAAAUUGCUGAUGCUCAAAAACAGCAACAACUUCAACUGCAACAAGAGUCUGGAUCAGCAACAGUACCCUCGGAAUCUAAAACUGCUACUGCACUUACAGAUCAGGAGCAGCGAAAUACUUUGAAGUUUGGGUUUUCUUCUAAAGGCAGUGCUUCCAAGAUUACGUUUGGAGCCAAGAAGCAAAAUGUUGCAAAGAAGCAAAAUGUUCCGAUCUCUUCUAUAUUCAGUAAUGAUAGCGAUGAAGAAUAAUGGAACAUUACUCGUGAACUGACAUACCGGCAUGAUGGCGUAUUUCCUGUGUGGUUUGGCUUGUGUUAACUGUUUUAUUUAAUAUUUGUCGCCAUCCUCAGUUCAAGAGGAAGAAAACAUUUGGGAUUACAUGAUAGUUUGGAGUUUGGUAGACCAAAAAUGUUACCUGCUUAUCUGUGAGAUCAUGUUAUGUGUGCAAGGAUUUUAUGUUUACGUGAGUACCGUGGUUAUGUUAGCUUCCAUUGUUCCCAUUAUUGAUACUUGAAUCACGAUGCCUAGCCCAUGGCUAA
Glycine soja is the source of this 1364-nucleotide messenger RNA. Its product is annotated as G patch domain-containing protein 8-like. Bases 160 to 1074 code for a protein of 304 amino acids. NCBI's taxonomy places the organism in Eukaryota, Viridiplantae, Streptophyta, Magnoliopsida, Fabales, Fabaceae. Gene Ontology annotation, molecular function: nucleic acid binding. The record is from RefSeq and is a predicted model, not a curated record. The transcript has 8 exons.